This is a messenger RNA of Schistocerca cancellata (South American locust), 2349 nucleotides long. RefSeq lists its product as uncharacterized. NCBI's taxonomy places the organism in Eukaryota, Metazoa, Arthropoda, Insecta, Orthoptera, Acrididae. The coding region runs from base 1 to 2349 and encodes 782 amino acids. The transcript is spliced from 2 exons. The record is from RefSeq and is a predicted model, not a curated record.
AUGUAUCAGAAACAUGUCGCACACGCCAACGACCGCUUCGCGAAAGAACAGGCCUUCAGCAACUGUCGAGGUGACAGGACGCCGUCCGGCAGAAGGCAGUGGCCGCUGCCCAGGGGAGGCGCGGCCAGGCCGCACUGCGCGUCCAGAGCUCAGCUGCGGCGAUCCACGGCCCUGCAGGAGCACCGCUCCGGCCCUCCUUGUUACACAGUGCCAACUUGGGCCGAAGACAGUCCAGACUUCGUAGUAUACAAAAGCUCUCCUCCUCUGGCGCGCAAACAGCAAAAGCUCUCCUCCUCUGGCGCGCAAACAGCAAAAGCUCUCCUCCUCUGGCGCGCAAACAGCAAAAGCUCUCCUCCUCUGGCGCGCAAACAGCAAAAGCUCUCCUCCUCUGGCGCGCAAACAGCAAAAGCUCUCCUCCUCUGGCGCGCAAACAGCAAAAGCUCUCCUCCUCUGGCGCGCAAACAGCAAAAGCUCUCCUCCUCUGGCGCGCAAACAGCAAAAGCUCUCCUCCUCUGGCGCGCAAACAGCAAAAGCUCUCCUCCUCUGGCGCGCAAACAGCAAAAGCUCUCCUCCUCUGGCGCGCAAACAGCAAAAGCUCUCCUCCUCUGGCGCGCAAACAGCAAAAGCUCUCCUCCUCUGGCGCGCAAACAGCAAAAGCUCUCCUCCUCUGGCGCGCAAACAGCAAAAGCUCUCCUCCUCUGGCGCGCAAACAGCAAAAGCUCUCCUCCUCUGGCGCGCAAACAGCAAAAGCUCUCCUCCUCUGGCGCGCAAACAGCAAAAGCUCUCCUCCUCUGGCGCGCAAACAGCAAAAGCUCUCCUCCUCUGGCGCGCAAACAGCAAAAGCUCUCCUCCUCUGGCGCGCAAACAGCAAAAGCUCUCCUCCUCUGGCGCGCAAACAGCAAAAGCUCUCCUCCUCUGGCGCGCAAACAGCAAAAGCUCUCCUCCUCUGGCGCGCAAACAGCAAAAGCUCUCCUCCUCUCGCGCGCAAACAGCAAAAGCUCUCCUCCUCUCGCGCGCAAACAGCAAAAGCUCUCCUCCUCUCGCGCGCAAACAGCAAAAGCUCUCCUCCUCUCGCGCGCAAACAGCAAAAGCUCUCCUCCUCUCGCGCGCAAACAGCAAAAGCUCUCCUCCUCUCGCGCGCAAACAGCAAAAGCUCUCCUCCUCUCGCGCGCAAACAGCAAAAGCUCUCCUCCUCUGGCGCGCAAACAGCAAAAGCUCUCCUCCUCUGGCGCGCAAACAGCAAAAGCUCUCCUCCUCUGGCGCGCAAACAGCAAAAGCUCUCCUCCUCUCGCGCGCAAACAGCAAAAGCUCUCCUCCUCUCGCGCGCAAACAGCAAAAGCUCUCCUCCUCUCGCGCGCAAACAGCAAAAGCUCUCCUCCUCUCGCGCGCAAACAGCAAAAGCUCUCCUCCUCUCGCGCGCAAACAGCAAAAGCUCUCCUCCUCUCGCGCGCAAACAGCAAAAGCUCUCCUCCUCUCGCGCGCAAACAGCAAAAGCUCUCCUCCUCUCGCGCGCAAACAGCAAAAGCUCUCCUCCUCUCGCGCGCAAACAGCAAAAGCUCUCCUCCUCUCGCGCGCAAACAGCAAAAGCUCUCCUCCUCUCGCGCGCAAACAGCAAAAGCUCUCCUCCUCUCGCGCGCAAACAGCAAAAGCUCUCCUCCUCUCGCGCGCAAACAGCCAAAGCUCUCCUCCUCUUCAAACAACAAACUUUCCCCCAAACAGCAGCAGCAGCAACAAAACUCGAAACAGCAGCAGCAACAAAACUCGAAACAGCAGCAGCAACAAAACUCGAAACAGCAGCAGCAACAAAACUCGAAACAGCAGCAGCAACAAAACUCGAAACAGCAGCAGCAACAAAACUCGAAACAGCAGCAGCAACAAAACUCGAAACAGCAGCAGCAACAAAACUCGAAACAGCAGCAGCAACAAAACUCGAAACAGCAGCAGCAACAAAACUCGAAACAGCAGCAGCAACAAAACUCGAAACAGCAGCAGCAACAAAACUCGAAACAGCAGCAGCAACAAAACUCGAAACAGCAGCAGCAACAAAACUCGAAACAGCAGCAGCAACAAAACUCGAAACAGCAGCAGCAACAAAACUCGAAACAGCAGCAGCAACAAAACUCGAAACAGCAGCAGCAACAAAACUCGAAACAGCAGCAGCAACAAAACUCGAAACAGCAGCAGCAACAAAACUCGAAACAGCAGCAGCAACAAAACUCGAAACAGCAGCAGCAACAACAAAACUCGAAACAGCAGCAGCAACAACAAAACUCGAAACAGCAGCAGCAACAACAAAACUCGAAACAGCAGCAGCAACAAAACUCCUCUCACCAACAAACAACGCCGUAA